CAUCCGCUCCGGCUCUUUUUUUCUUCGCCAUCCUUCCUCCCUCCCUCUAUCUCCCUUUCCCUGCGUCUGUGUAUCUUUGUUUCAUCGUCGGUGGACUGGACACUCUUUUCUUCCUUCCACCCUUUUCAAGUACUUAGAAAGACCGAAAGAAAAAAAAAACAACCAACAAACAAACACCAAAAAGUCAUCAACCCGCCAGAUUUCAUCAUGUCUUACGGAGGCGGUCAUCGCGAGUCUUAUCGCUCCAGAAACAACGGCCAUAACGAUGGUGGCUACGGUGGUGGCUCCAACGGUUACCAGGGCGGCGGCGGCUACGGAGGUGGUGGUGGUGGUGGUGGUUACGGCGGUAGAGGUGGCGGCUAUGGCGGCGGUAGUGGUGACCGCAUGUCUAACCUCGGCGCUGGCUUGAAGAACCAGGAAUGGGAUCUUUCCACUCUUCCCAAGUUUGAGAAGUCUUUCUACAAGGAGCACGAGAAUGUCACCAACCGCACCAGCCGCGAGAUCGACGAGUUCCGCAAGAAGCACGAGAUGGUUGUCCAGGGCAAGGACGUUCCUCGUCCUGUCGAGACCUUUGAUGAGGCUGGCUUCCCGCAGUACGUCCUCGGCGAGGUCAAGGCUCAAGGGUUUGAGCGCCCGACUGCCAUCCAGGCUCAGGGCUGGCCCAUGGCCUUGUCGGGACGUGACGUCGUUGGUAUCGCCGAAACUGGUUCCGGAAAGACUCUUACCUACUGCCUUCCUGCUAUUGUUCACAUCAACGCCCAGCCCCUGCUGGCUCCCGGGGACGGUCCCAUUGUCCUCAUCCUGGCCCCGACUCGUGAGCUUGCCGUACAGAUCCAGGUCGAGAUUUCCAAAUUCGGACGCUCUUCCCGUAUCCGCAACACCUGUGUCUACGGUGGUGUUCCUAAGGGCCCCCAGAUCCGUGACCUGAGCCGUGGUGUCGAAGUGUGCAUUGCUACCCCUGGUCGUUUGAUCGAUAUGCUGGAGGCCGGUCGCACCAACCUUCGUCGUGUCACUUACCUUGUGCUCGACGAGGCGGAUCGCAUGCUUGACAUGGGUUUCGAGCCCCAGAUCCGCAAGAUCAUCUCCCAGAUUCGUCCUGACAGACAAACCUGCAUGUGGUCGGCGACCUGGCCCAAGGAGGUUCGCCAGCUUGCCUCGGACUUCCUGAACGACUGGAUUCAGGUCAACAUUGGUUCCAUGGACCUGUCCGCUAACCACAGAAUCACACAAAUCGUCGAGGUCGUUUCAGAAUUUGAGAAGCGCGACCGGAUGGUCAAGCACCUUGAGAAGAUCAUGGAGGAUCGUAGCAACAAGUUGCUGAUCUUCACUGGCACCAAGCGCAUUGCUGACGAAAUCACUCGUUUCCUUCGCCAGGAUGGCUGGCCCGCACUCUCUAUUCACGGCGACAAGCAACAGAACGAAAGAGAUUGGGUCUUGAACGAGUUCAAGGCGGGCAAGAGCCCAAUCAUGGUGGCCACCGACGUGGCUUCCCGUGGUAUCGAUGUUCGCGACAUCACUCAUGUGCUAAACUAUGACUACCCCAACAACUCGGAGGACUACGUUCACCGUAUCGGUCGAACUGGUCGUGCUGGUGCCAAGGGAACUGCCAUUACCUUCUUCACCACUGACAAUGCUAAACAAGCUCGUGACUUGCUCACUAUUCUCACUGAGGCCAAGCAGCAGAUUGACCCCCGUCUCGCCGAGAUGGGUCGUUAUAGCGGCGGCGGCGGCCACCACGGUGGCCACGGUCGCUGGGGUGGUGGCCGUGGUCGUGGCCGUGGCGGUGGUUACACUGCUUCCAACGCUGCUCCUCUCGGCAACAACCGCCGCUGGUAGAAUGGCUUCGAGCCUGUAUACUUUUCAUGUGUCUGAACCUGGUAGACCUCUUUUUUUUCUCCCCCUCAUUUCCCUUGCUUCAAGUUUCAGUAUGGGCGGCGUUCAUCGAUGUUACUACCAUAGACUGUUCUCCGAGUCGCCCUUGGCUCAUGGAGCUUUUUAACGUGUCCGCAGAUUAUUCGCAUCCAUGUCCCAGGUUAUGAUCGUUCUGUCAAAGUUUUAGAAGCUUUUUUUUUCUCUAUUUGAUAAUGUUCUUUUCCCUUUGUGG
This is a messenger RNA of Penicilliopsis zonata CBS 506.65, 2104 nucleotides long. RefSeq lists its product as hypothetical. Gene Ontology annotation, cellular component: ribonucleoprotein complex; cytoplasm; nucleus. Bases 208 to 1836 code for a protein of 542 amino acids. The record is from RefSeq and is a predicted model, not a curated record. Lineage: Eukaryota; Fungi; Ascomycota; Eurotiomycetes; Eurotiales; Aspergillaceae. Gene Ontology annotation, molecular function: ATP binding; RNA binding; RNA helicase activity. The transcript is spliced from 7 exons. Gene Ontology annotation, biological process: rRNA processing.